GAAAACAAUCCACUUUUUUCCUCUUUGACACCCCAUGCACUCCUUCCCCUACAUCUCUUUCUCUCUUCUCCCUUCACUCCUGUCUUACUUCCUGUGGUUUUGUUCCCUGUCUCAUCGACAACUGGGAGAGAGAUCUCUCUCUUUCACAACCACAGCUAUGGAGUCCUGACAGGCACUCACAUGUGAAACAACUACUGCUAUGAAAGUAUUUACCUGUGUUGCGCUCAACGAAGACAGACUCUCCGACCUAUCUACCUGGAUUUAAUGCUGUUCAACAACACUGAAGAGGCUGGAUUGUAGGUGAUUUCCAUCCAAACCUCCACUGACUCCCCAAACAGCCCAAGAGACAGGAGCCUGGGAGAGGAGAAGUAAAUUUUUUUCAUUGGAGCAUAAAUCAUGAGACUGAAAACAAUGGCGAGUGUUUGGCCCACGUGUCCAUCCCCACGUGUCCUCCUCCUGCUCCUGCUCCUGUCCACCUCCCUCCCCUCCAUCCAUGGCCAAACCUCCACCGCCAUCCCCUCCCUCACGGCCGACGCUGCCGACAGCACCUCCGCCCCGCUGAGCCCACCAGCAGCAUCCGCAACUCUCACGCCUCCCCUAAACCCCACUACCACAGGCUCUGCCGAGACCUCCGCCACCACCUCCACCUCCACCAGACCCGUCACCCUAACAGCCCCACCCCCCGUGCGGAACUCCAGCCUGGGCCCCGGUGACCCCACAGACGGGGUAUCUGUAGCCAUAGUCACCGCUCCGGCUCCGGGUUGUGGGCCAGGCCUGGACCCCGUCUACUCUAACCUGUGUGACAAGCAGGCGGCGUGGGGCAUCGUGGUGGAGAGCCUGGCUGCGCUGGGGGUGGUGCUGGGUCUCAGCCUGCUGCUGGGGCUGGUGCUGUGGGGCCUGUGGCGCUGCUGCUUCUGCUCGUGCCGGCUGCGGAGCUCCCACUGCGGCCGGGGCUCGGGGGGAAGCGUGGCCUCCCUGGGGCUGUUCCUGCUGGGGGCCGCCGGCCUGCUGGCGCUCACCUUCGCCUUCGUGGUGCGCCUGACGCCGCGCACCUGCCCCACGCGCCUCUUCCUGUUCGGCGUGCUGUCGGCUGUGUGCUUCUCGGCGCUGCUGGCCCGCUGCCUGGCGCUGCUGGGCUUCGCAGUGGCCCGCGGCUGGGCCGAGCCCGGCACGGUGCUGGUGCUGUCGCUGGUGCAGGUGAUCAUCGCGGUGGAGUGGCUGCUGGUGGUGCUGGUGCGCGACCGGCUGCCGUGCAGCUACUCGCAGCCGGAGUUCGCCAUGCUGCUCAUCUACGUGCUGUGCCUGCUGGCGGCCACACUGGUCCUGGCCGUGCGGCUGGUGUGGCGCACGCGGCGCACCUACGGCUACAGCUACCGGCACACGGCGUCGUGGAGCCGCGAGGGCCACACGCAGGCCGCACUGCUGCUGGGCACCGCGCUGCUGGUGGCCGCCCUAUGGGUGGUGUGGAUCGCCCUGCUCACCCGCGGCAACCGCGAGAUGGGCCGGCAGCCCGGCUGGGACGACCCGGUGCUGGCGGUGGCGCUGGUGUCCAGCGGGUGGGUGCUGCUGCUGGGCCACGGGGUCAGCCAGCUGGUCUUCCUGUGCCGGGGCGAGCGGCGGGCCAAGGGCAGCCCCCUGGACUUCACCAGCUGGACCAGCCCCUCGCCCGGCAUGGGCAGCCUGCCCAGCCCCACCAGCCCCGACCCCAAGGGGGGCCGAGACAACGGCAGCUUCGAGAACGACACUGCAGACAAUAGGAAAGGAGGUAAAAGAAGUGAACCUGUACUGCGGUCCCCAUAUGAAUCAGGAUUUUCCAUGACAGAAAUCGAUCCAGAUAAAGACUAUUCCAUUCCGAGGCCUCAGACCACAAACAUCAACGAGCCUUACGACGACUACUAUGGACCCAGCGUUGGUAACUGACACAAUAAUGCAGUAACAAUAUUCCACCCACUAAUUCAUACUACAGUCGGCCCAGUUUUGCCAUUUUCGCCCUUUUUAUUUUCCUGCCACAGGAUUUUAGACUGGACUCCUCCAUAGCUUGCACCUGGAUGCACCUUGAACACAAACUGAAUGUACGUAGCCUAGCCUCAGCCUGGGUCAUCUUCAUAACUGGCCAAAAGACUUGUCUCCUACAGCUUUGCUUGGACUGAGGUCUUGAUAGUCGGAGAUACUGUGUGGAGGAAAUUCUUUAGUUUAAUUAUACAUGUUGACCUUUAGGUUGACCUUUCUAGGCCCAGCAACAGCCUUUUUUCUUGACAAACCUUGACACCAUUGUUUGAUUGUAUGUAUUGACUAUUUUGUACAGUUUUUACUUUAUUUGAAUAAAAUUAUAUCGUGUUGAAUUCUUGAAAAUGUUAUUCGCUGAGGUAUGGCUGGUGCAUCGAUCCCGCCGAUUGUUUGUGGGGCAGCUGUGAGGAGAAGAUGAGAGGAAAUGAAGA
Molecule: messenger RNA, 2438 nt
Organism: Engraulis encrasicolus (European anchovy)
Lineage: Eukaryota; Metazoa; Chordata; Actinopteri; Clupeiformes; Engraulidae
Product: retinoic acid-induced protein 3
Exons: 4
Coding region: 397-1920 (507 amino acids)
Biological process (GO): visual perception; G protein-coupled receptor signaling pathway
Cellular component (GO): signaling receptor complex; intracellular membrane-bounded organelle; plasma membrane
Molecular function (GO): G protein-coupled receptor activity; protein kinase activator activity; sevenless binding
Source: RefSeq, a predicted model, not a curated record